Molecule: messenger RNA, 2117 nt
Organism: Hyaloscypha bicolor E
Lineage: Eukaryota; Fungi; Ascomycota; Leotiomycetes; Helotiales; Hyaloscyphaceae
Exons: 2
Coding region: 113-1627 (504 amino acids)
Biological process (GO): resolution of meiotic recombination intermediates; replication fork processing
Cellular component (GO): Fanconi anaemia nuclear complex; FANCM-MHF complex
Molecular function (GO): chromatin binding; protein heterodimerization activity
Source: RefSeq, a predicted model, not a curated record
UUGACAUUAAAACUGCGAUCGAGAGGAGACAAAUGUCAGCGCCAGGCAAUUCUCUGACGCCUCCCAUCGAGGACGGAGAGACUUGAUUUCGGACGCCUUCUUCGAAUCCGAUAUGUCGGCCAGACGCAGCAGCCGUGAGCGGCCACCCACAAACCUUGCGCCAAAUCCAAGUAUUGGAGGGACCUCGGCGCAACAAUCACGUAUUACUCCUCGAAACUCUGACGGUGACCAGACAAUUGCAAGUGCGGCAGUAAAGGAAACGCCGUGGCGAACGUUGAACCAACUUGCCAAUAUUCCUAGACCAACGACUCCGUUGCGCCGGGCUUCGAGUGCUGGUCCACCAUCAACCCGAAGAUCUGGCCGACGAACACCCUCUGGCCAGGCUAGAACUCCUGGCGCGCAGAGAAUAUUGGGUUCAGCAAAAAGGCCGAUCGCGAUUACACCUCAUGGCAGGGCUGCACAGCGAGAAUUGGACCAGCGAAGAGCUGGAUUCACACCGGGAAAGGAUAGGAGGAGAAGUGGCAGACAACAGAGGGAAACGCCUUUGGGGAUUCUCAGAGCAUUGAGUAGACAACUAGCACCGAAGUCACUACCCAUUGUGCCCACGCCUCAGGGUCCAAAUGCCUCGACAAGGCUAAAUGUCCAAAGGGGAGAUGACUUGGAUGAUGAGCCUGACAUGGAGCGACCACGCCUGUCUCUCCCAAUGGGGGAGGAUGAAGAUGAGGACGAUAGUUUCUUGGUGCCACCUCGAUCCGCUGGGCUAGAAGAUGAGAAUUUUACAGUCCAAUCUGUUGAACUUCCUCGGAGAGCUGCCAGUGAGCUGCCUCCUGGGAGACUUUCACGAGGUAGUUUUGGUAGUGUGCGUAUGAGCGAUGUGUUUGCCGACUUGAAUGAUCCCGGAAUGGUCGCAGAUGGAUAUGAUUCCAGCUACUUGGCCGGUGGUCGAUUCGGCGGAGACGAUGAUAUCCCAGGCAUGGAAGAAGAUCUCGCACUCCAAGGGGAAAAUACAGGAACGCUGAGGGGUCGCAUUUCUCUCGCAUCUGGGAGAGAAAGCGACAUUCGACCACAGAUACUGGCAGCAGAUGACACGGAAACAACAUUUGUCCUCACGGUCCCACAAAGGGAUCCUUCACAGGAGCCAGAACUUGAUGAGCCUCUGGACUUGCCAAAUUUCGAGAAUGAUCAAGCCCCUGAUGAAGAGAAUAAAGUGGAGGAAUUGGAGGAGACCGAUGAUGAGGAGCCAGAACCACAAGGAAGUCCCGAGGGGCUAUCCGGCGACAUCAGCAUGCAAGAUACAACCCAACAAGAUGUAGAGAUUGUUGAUGCACAACGACGGAAGGUAGUUCGGAAGAAGAAACUCAAGGUUUCAAAACAUGGCAUCCAGUAUCCCUCCCUUCCUGCGGGAGUAGUGAAGAAACUAGCAACAACUUUUGCAAGAACAGCGGGCAACAGUAAAGCCAAGAUCAACAAAGAGGCUUUGGAAGCAAUUAUGCAAGCGUCGGACUGGUUUUUCGAGCAAGUCAGUGACGACUUGGGAGCCUAUGCUAAGCACGCUGGCCGCAAGACGAUUGACGAAAGUGAUAUUGUUACACUCAUGGCUAGGUAUGUCGAAGUCCCUGUCAAAUAAGUUGAUGUUUUUCCUGAUCUAAUUUACAUCUGUACAGACAACGCCAGACAAAUGCUACAACGACGCCGUUUUCGCUUGCUCAGAGACAUUUGCCUCGAGAGCUUUUGCAAGAACUACGGAUGGUACCUCCUUCUAAAUUCAAGAAGGGAGGUUGACUUGAAAGAGUUGACGAGGCGGACGAGGAUUGAGGGGAUCGUCUAGGACUUUACGACUUUAUGACCAGUCUUUGUUUUGUCUGACACGACGGGCUAUAUCGGCAGGGGGUUUCUUCACGACCAUCCAUAGCAUUAUGGAAGUCGCUGCUGCGAGAGCGUACCUGGGCGAUGGCGUUAGGUUUACUGCAUGUAUAGGUGUUUAUGGGCUGGGUAUGCUGCUUACCAUGUGAAGAUAUACUGCGUGUGAUUAUUUCUGAGAUUGACCUCAGCGGCUCUUCCAAUUGGAAUACCUCGAGCCUCCCAUUCCCAAGCUUUCAACAAAUCAGGAUCUGCAA